AUGACUCAGCAACCUGCCCUCAACCUCUCGCACCUGCAAUGGCGCGCACCCGAGUUCCUCCUCGCCUUCGGGUCCCUCUCGACGCCGCAACUCGCGAUGGAAUAUUUCAGCCUGAGCCCGUUCUUCGACAAGACGAGCAACAAUGCUCAGCUGCGGAUGCAGAUGAUGUUUUCGCGUGGCGGGAUGGAGGGAGUCGACGAGGAGGCGGAGCUCAGACGCUUCGUCGGUCUCGAGUUCGUCAUCGCCCACUCGACUCCGCCCGACCUGUUCAUCAUUCACAAGCGGAAUCGCACCUCGCCCACCGAGUCGACCGUCCUCGGCGCGUUCUACAUCCUGAACGGGAACGUGUACCAGGCGCCGACGCUGUUCGAGGUCCUGAACGAGCGGAUUCUCACCUCCCUGCACGCCCUCUCUACCUCUCUCAACUCGCUCACCUCCCUCAAGCCGCACUGGACCCCCUCCAAAUUGUAUAAGUGGGACAUCAAGCCUCCACCACAAGUCUCGACCGCUCUCGCAGCCGCAGCAAAUGGCGAACCAGCCGCAGAAGACACGGCGAUGCGAGAGGAUGACGCUGCCGAUGGUGUUGAGCAGGAGAAGGGUGCGGUCGAAGCGCCGGUCAAAGAGGAAGACGAGGAGAAGGAGCGGCCGGGAGAGGCGUUCAACCCGCUGCUCUUUCGGGCGCUGCAAGAUGUCGCGCGGACGAUGGAGCAGCCGCAGGUGGCGGGGGCGUGA
This is a messenger RNA of Rhodotorula toruloides NP11, 732 nucleotides long. RefSeq names its product Mediator complex, subunit Med6. Gene Ontology annotation, cellular component: mediator complex; core mediator complex. The transcript is spliced from 3 exons. The record is from RefSeq and is a predicted model, not a curated record. The coding region runs from base 1 to 732 and encodes 243 amino acids. NCBI's taxonomy places the organism in Eukaryota, Fungi, Basidiomycota, Microbotryomycetes, Sporidiobolales, Sporidiobolaceae. Gene Ontology annotation, biological process: regulation of transcription by RNA polymerase II. Gene Ontology annotation, molecular function: transcription coactivator activity.